GCAGAGUUGGCGGAGGCUCCUCAAGGGACUGGGGCACCGAUCUGCGUAGAAGCGGGUGGCGGGGAAGAGAGGGGAGGAGAGCUCUGAGUGGGAAGCGGAGCCGGGGGCCUGGGACCCGUCGCGUCAGAGCCAGGCAAGUGAACCGGAGCAAACGACUUCCGAUCCAGUCCGCGCUGCUGCGGCUCCCGUUUGGGAUUUGAUUUGCAGCAUCUUCGAGCCUCUACGACAAAAAACCGCGAAGCACGCCCAGCCCUCCCCCGGCACCCCGAAAAGCACCCACUCCCUCCCGGGGACACAGCUGGGCGCGUCCACACCCCCGCAGCCCCACACCAUGUUGUGCGGAAGGACUUCCACUCUCCGCCUGUGUCGUUGAUGUCAGACCCCAGGCCAGCCUCCGGGUGCUGCAGUUCUCCUGGCUAAUGCUGAGGCUGCGGCUCCAGCUCUAGCACAGGCACCAGCCGCCGCGGCACCCGGCCCCAGCACCCACCGUCUGCAUGUGCCCGCCGUAGCCGCCUGCCCAGCCCGCAGCCCGCGCUCCACGGAGCGCUGGAGACCACCGCGGGGUUGGGGGAGGGCUCCUCUGCCCUCUAGAGAAGCUGUCUUGGAGGUAUUGAUUUAGGUGGUUGGAUUUUUUUCCGUGGAUCUAUCAAUUCACAAUUCGAAUUUGGAAGAAAAAAGGAAAACAUGACGUCUCCAGCCAAAUUCAAAAAGGAUAAGGAGAUCAUAGCAGAGUACGAUACUCAGGUCAAAGAGAUCCGUGCUCAGCUCACAGAGCAGAUGAAAUGCCUGGACCAGCAGUGUGAGCUCCGAGUGCAACUGUUGCAGGACCUCCAGGACUUCUUCCGAAAGAAGGCAGAGAUUGAGAUGGACUACUCCCGCAACCUGGAGAAGCUGGCUGAACGCUUCCUGGCCAAGACACGCAGCACCAAGGACCAGCAAUUCAAGAAGGAUCAGAAUGUUCUCUCUCCAGUCAACUGCUGGAAUCUCCUCUUAAACCAGGUGAAGCGGGAAAGCAGGGACCAUACCACCCUGAGUGACAUCUACCUGAAUAAUAUUAUUCCUCGAUUUGUCCAAGUCAGCGAGGACUCAGGAAGACUCUUUAAAAAGAGUAAAGAAGUCGGCCAGCAGCUCCAAGAUGAUUUGAUGAAGGUCCUGAAUGAGCUCUACUCGGUCAUGAAGACAUAUCACAUGUACAAUGCCGACAGCAUCAGUGCUCAGAGCAAACUAAAGGAGGCGGAGAAGCAGGAGGAGAAGCAAAUUGGUAAAUCGGUAAAGCAGGAGGACCGGCAGACCCCACGCUCCCCUGACUCCACGGCCAACGUUCGCAUUGAGGAGAAACAUGUCCGGAGGAGCUCAGUGAAGAAGAUUGAAAAGAUGAAGGAGAAGCGCCAAGCCAAGUACACAGAGAAUAAGCUGAAGGCCAUUAAAGCCCGGAAUGAGUACUUACUGGCUUUGGAGGCAACCAAUGCAUCUGUCUUCAAGUACUACAUCCACGACCUAUCUGACCUUAUUGAUCAGUGUUGUGACUUAGGCUACCAUGCAAGUCUGAACCGGGCUCUACGCACCUUCCUCUCUGCUGAGUUAAACCUGGAACAGUCGAAGCACGAGGGUCUGGAUGCCAUCGAGAAUGCAGUAGAAAACCUGGAUGCCACCAGUGAUAAGCAGCGCCUCAUGGAGAUGUACAACAACGUCUUCUGCCCCCCUAUGAAGUUUGAGUUUCAGCCCCACAUGGGGGAUAUGGCUUCCCAGCUCUGUGCCCAGCAGCCUGUCCAGAGUGAGCUGGUACAGAGAUGCCAACAACUGCAGUCUCGCUUAUCCACUCUAAAGAUUGAAAACGAAGAGGUGAAGAAGACAAUGGAGGCCACCCUGCAGACCAUCCAGGACAUUGUGACUGUUGAGGAUUUUGAUGUGUCUGACUGCUUCCAGUACAGCAACUCCAUGGAGUCUGUCAAGUCCACGGUGUCUGAAACCUUCAUGAGCAAGCCCAGCAUUGCUAAGAGGAGAGCCAACCAGCAAGAGACAGAACAGUUUUAUUUCACAAAAAUGAAAGAGUACCUGGAGGGCAGGAACCUCAUCACCAAGUUACAAGCCAAGCAUGACCUUCUGCAAAAAACCCUGGGAGAAAGUCAGAGGACAGAUUGCAGUCUAGCCAGGCGCAGCUCAACUGUGAGGAAACAGGACUCCAGCCAGGCAAUUCCUCUGGUGGUGGAAAGCUGUAUCCGGUUUAUCAGCAGACACGGACUACAGCAUGAAGGAAUUUUUCGGGUGUCCGGAUCCCAGGUGGAAGUGAAUGACAUCAAAAAUGCCUUUGAGAGAGGAGAGGACCCCCUGGCUGGGGACCAGAAUGACCAUGACAUGGAUUCCAUAGCUGGUGUCCUGAAGCUUUACUUCCGGGGGCUGGAACACCCUCUCUUCCCCAAGGACAUCUUUCAUGACCUGAUGGCCUGCGUCACAAUGGACAACCUGCAGGAGAGAGCUCUGCACAUCCGGAAAGUCCUCCUGGUCCUGCCCAAAACCACUCUGAUUAUCAUGAGAUACCUCUUUGCCUUCCUCAGUCAUUUAUCACAGUUCAGUGAAGAGAACAUGAUGGACCCCUACAACCUCGCCAUCUGCUUUGGGCCCUCGCUGAUGUCAGUGCCAGAGGGUCACGACCAGGUGUCCUGCCAAGCCCACGUGAAUGAGCUGAUCAAAACCAUCAUCAUCCAGCAUGAGAACAUCUUCCCAAGCCCCAGAGAGCUGGAGGGCCCUGUCUACAGCAGAGGAGGAAGCAUGGAAGAUUACUGUGAUAGCCCUCAUGGAGAGACUACCUCGGUUGAUGACUCAACCCAGGAUGUGACUGCAGAGCACCACACGAGCGAUGACGAAUGUGAGCCCAUCGAGGCCAUUGCCAAAUUUGACUACGUGGGCCGGACAGCCCGAGAGCUGUCCUUUAAGAAGGGAGCAUCCCUGCUGCUUUACCAGCGGGCCUCUGACGACUGGUGGGAAGGCCGACACAAUGGCAUCGACGGACUCAUCCCCCAUCAGUACAUCGUGGUCCAAGACACCGAGGACGGUGUCGUGGAGAGGUCCAGCCCCAAGUCUGAGAUUGAGGUCAUUUCUGAGCCACCUGAAGAAAAGGUGACAGCCAGAGCGGGGGCCAGCUGUCCCAGUGGGGGUCAUGUAGCCGAUAUUUAUCUUGCAAACAUCAACAAGCAAAGGAAGCGUCCAGAAUCUGGGAGCAUCCGGAAAACUUUUCGGAGUGACAGCCAUGGGCUGAGCAGUUCCCUGACUGACUCCUCCUCCCCAGGGGUGGGGGCUAGCUGCCGCCCAUCCUCCCAGCCCAUCAUGAGCCAGAGUCUCCCCAAGGAAGGGUCAGAUAAGUGUUCCAUCAGUGGGCAUGGGAGCCUCAACUCCAUCAGUCGCCACUCAUCCCUGAAGAAUCGGCUGGACAGUCCACAGAUCCGGAAGACUGCCACAGCAGGAAGGUCAAAAAGCUUCAAUAACCAUCGGCCCAUGGACCCUGAGGUCAUUGCUCAGGAUAUUGAGGCAACAAUGAACUCGGCCCUGAACGAGCUACGGGAGCUAGAGCGGCAGAGUAGCGUCAAGCACACCCCUGAUGUGGUUCUGGACACCUUGGAGCCCCUCAAAACCUCCCCAGUGGUGGCCCCCACGUCGGAGCCCUCCAGCCCCCUGCAUACCCAGCUCCUCAAGGACCCCGAGCCCGCCUUCCAGCGUAGUGCCAGUACUGCUGGGGACAUCGCCUGCGCCUUCCGGCCUGUCAAGUCUGUCAAGAUGGCUGCCCCAGUGAAACCACCAGCCACACGGCCCAAGCCCGCUGUCUUCCCCAAAACAAAUGCCACUAGCCCUGGUGUCAACUCAUCAACUUCUCCACAGUCCACUGACAAGUCUUGUACUGUCUGAGGGAUAUAAUUUAAUUGUUGUAGACAAGGGGACUAUAGGGACUGACUGUUAUUAAAAUCCUAUUUAACUAGCUUGGGGACUUCAGUUGAAAAUUAGGUUCUAAGUUGUUCUUGCAGGAAUUAGCCUCCCCGUCUCCCAAAACCUUGAGAAUGAAGCCCUUGAUAACGCCUCUCCCUUCCCACUGCCCUCUGCUUCCUCCAGUUGUUGUAAUUCGGCCAGCUGCAGUCCAUACCGUUCUUAGGUUUAGCCAGAGACAAGUUUUCAUUAUCAGGUCACUGUGAAAUCUGGUAAGGCAGUCCUGAGGACGUGGGCUCAAGUCUCAGUUCCCUCAGACCAUGCGGCUGCCUUGACCAGAUGGUUGGCUACUGCCAUCCAGCUUUCAGUGACGUCUUGUUUUGGGUACUGACUAUAGAGAAUCAUAUAUAGUCCAGUCUUCAUUUUACACACACACACACAAUUAUAGAGAAUCAUAUAUAGUCCAGACUUCAUCUUCAUUUUACACACACACACACACACACACACACACACACACACACACACAAUUAUAGAGAAUCAUAUAUAGUCCAGACUUCAUCUUCAUUUUACACACACACACACACACACACACACACGUUUUUCUAGUCUUUGGCUUAUGUAGCCCCUCCUGGUCAUAGACCAGUCUUUGUAAGUUAUUGUGGCAGUUCACACAGCAGCCACCAGAGGUCUCUGUUUCCAUUACAAACUUUGUUCUGUCUGGGCCAGAGAACCUAGCCUUUGAAAUCUCUCCAUCAUAUGAAAUAUUGAGGGAUGGGACAAUCCCGUAACCUCUUUGGGGUGGGGGACUUUCUCUCUGUGUUCUUUCCAUUGAUGUGAAUUGGUCAUUGGUGUUUGCUCUUGCUCUCCUCCAUCCUCUAGAAGUACACCCCAGUCUUAUUAAGAAGCUUUUAAAGUUUUUCUGAAUGUAUAGACAUUUCUCGGGUUCCUUCCUUUGUCUCUGAUGGACCAUUUUCCAUUUAAGACAUUUUCCUGUAUAAGACAGUUUUAUAGCUGGUUCCUUUAAGGGUAAAGAGUCUUAACAGAGUUUUAUUGUGUCUGUGGCAGGUUUGGAAAAGGUAAGAAAUGGGUCCUUUUUCCUCCUAAUGUUUUUGACACGUAAAACAUAAAAUUCAUUAUCCUAUUAAAAAAAUUAAAUUCAGCUUUGCUAGCCCAAAAAUUGUUCCCAAAUGGAAACUUGUUUUAAGUCCACCCUUAGUUUGGUUAUUUUACAAGGUCUCUCUUCAGGGACCAACAGGGGCUUAGAGAGCCUUAGUUAGACUAAGGGGAGAUGCUGCCUCUUAGGACCAGUUUUCAUUUAUCCAAACAAGGACAACUAAGGGAGCUGUGGCCCCGCAGGCUUUCCAGUCUUCCUGAGGCCGGAAUCUAAAGAAAAUGAAAAUUUGAACACUGAAUAUUUUAACUCUACUCUGGCCUUUUUUCUGGUUCCCUUCCAAAAUGCACAAAUGAUAUCCUUGUCUGCUCCAAUCCAGUCUCCAAACCUGGUGCCCUUGGUCCUGGCCCCCCUAGCAUCAUGUUACCCCACGAGUGCCGGGACCAGGGGUAUCCACAGCCAGGCUCAUGGGCCUCAGAACGCAACUCGAGUUAAAGCUGAAACUCAUCCUUCUGUAUGUUUUCUGGUUUAAAAACUGCACUUAUAUUUUAGCCUUAUUGUUUUCUGUAGUUCAGGAAAGAUGGUGGGUUGCCAUUCAGGUAGAAAAAUCUGAGUUUUCUUAUCUUUGACCUAGAGGAGAUUCUUUUUGGACCAACAUGUGAAACUGGUAGUUGGAUCUAUGGAAAGUGUAGUAUUUUUUUUUUUAGCCUGUGCAAAGGAAAAGAGCUUUGUGGGAAAUUACUCAUGAGAAGGCUAACCUGCAGCACCAGAGGAACCUUUCCAAGUCCUAGAAGGGAGAACUGAAAAACCCCAUCAGUAAAGUGAGUCAGCCUAGAAGAGGCAACCCACAGUCUUUUGGAUUCUCGGGUUUUGUUGCUCUGUUUCCUGAUCCGUUCUUGUCUGUCACCUGGGCCUACACAGGUUCUGAGCCAACAGGGGGCUUUCAUACCCAAGGAUCUGUUUCCUUGCUGAAAAUGGAACCCCAUCUUUCACUUUACAUUCCUUUCAGUCCAACUGAUCAAAACUGGUACCCACACUUGCUCUUUCUUCCUCUCUCCAGCACACUCCCCUCUAAGAAAGUCAAAGCAAACCUUUCUUAAUGACAAUGCUUUGGGCCUGUGGUGUUGCUCCUGCCUUAUUUCUCUUUUAACCCUUACAUGACUCGUAUUCACCAUCCCCUGAUCAGUGUCCAUCCGCGCUAAUUUGCAUCAUGAACUGAACAGUGUGUAAGUGGUCACCUACUAAACCCAACUCUGGGGGCAGAGCUGUCUUCCCCAUCUCUGGUGCUCCCGACACCUGUGAGAUGGUCCUGUCCAGAGGACUAGGAACCGAUAGGAGGAGAGUCCUUCUCGGCAGAGCUCACUGCGAACAACUGGAAUUGAGGUUGCACACUGUGAUUUUUACACCGAAAAGCCAAAAGGAGCUGGCCACCCAGGGCCUAGGGAGACCAGCCUUCCUCAGCUAUGCUUGCUGAAACCAGCAUGAUGCUUCAAAGAGCCCUGCUCCGCCCCUCGUGGCAUGGAUCCUUUUCCUGGCGUGGACUCUGAAGGGGUCAGUCUUUGGGGAAGAGAGGUGGGGUGGGGCUACCAGCAUCCCCAUUUAGAAAAUAGAGGAGUUUGUAGCCAGCAGCCUGUAAACUGGAAACACUGGUCUCAGCCAACCUCCUCAGGGCGCCCUGGCUUCUCCCCAAGGAGAUGAGCAGCGGUGAUGCCAGCACUGGGAUGCACAGAGCGCUGGAAGGGCUGGUGCAGACCUACUUCCCAUGCGGAAGAGAAGUCAGAUCUUCCAGGGAACCGCAAUGUUGUGGCGUCUGACUUGUAUGUCACAUUUGUGUAAAAUGGUAUAUUCUUUAAAAUAGUGUUGAUAACUGGAAUAUUGUAUGUAUGCUUGGAGAUGCUUUGUGUGAACCUAAGACUGUCACUCAACAGAUGUUGGAUUGAGGAAAAUCCAAAGCACAACUUCAAAAUAAAAUACAUUUUUAGGUUUCAA
Molecule: messenger RNA, 7015 nt
Organism: Cebus imitator (Panamanian white-faced capuchin)
Lineage: Eukaryota; Metazoa; Chordata; Mammalia; Primates; Cebidae
Gene: SRGAP2
Product: SLIT-ROBO Rho GTPase activating protein 2
Exons: 23
Coding region: 685-3900 (1071 amino acids)
Biological process (GO): signal transduction; negative regulation of cell migration
Cellular component (GO): cytoplasm
Molecular function (GO): protein binding
Source: RefSeq, a predicted model, not a curated record